AUGAGUGCCCUUGUCCGAUUGCUAUCAUCCCAGAAGGAAAAGAUAAGCGCGGCCCCUCGGAAGUACGACGUGUUCUUGAGCUCCAGGGGUGGAGAUACUCGCACCGGCUUCGCGGAUUUCCUCCACAAAAGCCUCUCGGCUACUGGGCUCCGCGUGUUCAGAGACGAGGACGGCAAUCAGCAGAUUGGCCCAGAGGUUCUCCAGGCCAUCCGGACUUGUAGGAUCAUGAUUCCCAUCGUCUCCGAACACUAUGUGCAUAGUACAUGGUGUCUCCGUGAGCUCACCGAGAUUAUGCGAUGUCACAGUAAUCACGGCAAAUCGGUCUUCCCUGUAUUCUAUAAAGUGAAUGUUGCUGAUUUAGGCCGCCAAGGCGGUAACUUGCGUAGCUCUGGAGAUGCUUUAUGUGAACAUGAGAUGAUGCCGUGCAGGCGAGAAGAAGCGCAAGAAUGGGUAGAAGCGCUGUGUUCUCUAACGAGGAUUAGAGGAUGGACGUCACAGGCCAUUGCUAAUGGGUAUUUAUGUCUCUGUAUCUGCGAAUCUGAAUUGGAAAUCGUGCACGUAUAUGACGUCAAUGUCUAA
This is a messenger RNA of Eucalyptus grandis, 579 nucleotides long. Its product is annotated as disease resistance protein RPV1-like. The record is from RefSeq and is a predicted model, not a curated record. Gene Ontology annotation, biological process: signal transduction. The transcript has a single exon. NCBI's taxonomy places the organism in Eukaryota, Viridiplantae, Streptophyta, Magnoliopsida, Myrtales, Myrtaceae. The coding region runs from base 1 to 579 and encodes 192 amino acids.